Messenger RNA from Punica granatum (pomegranate), 762 nucleotides. Lineage: Eukaryota; Viridiplantae; Streptophyta; Magnoliopsida; Myrtales; Lythraceae. The record is from RefSeq and is a predicted model, not a curated record.
AUGGCGGCUCUAUGGGAAUUGCCGGUGAUCCGCUCCACCACCGACUGCAAGCUAUUGGACCACUGCGUCACCACCACCAACCCCUCCGACGACACCACGUCGACAUCCUCUUCCUCGGAGUGGGAGCUGUUCGGAAGUUUCGACUUUUAUGUCACGAGAAAGCGCCGGCUUGUUGUUCAAGACCACUGCGGUGACGAGAUCGAUGUUCAAGAAUUCUACGACGGCCAGCCGCGCUUCCACCAGCUUCCCGGUCUCCCUGUCUCACUCAUCCGCAUCCCCCACGUCCUGGAGUCAUUCCUAUGCUGUCAUCUCGCUGACCUCGGCGUCGACCCAGUGUCCAGGCAACGUAUCGCUGGGGCCAUCCUCUCCGAUGUCAACGACGCAGUCGUCCAGGGGCACAUGAGGAAGUUCCUCGCCUCGGCGGAUCUAGAGAUCACUGCCAUCGAGGUGGUUCGGGCUGAACCCGAUGAUGACAGCGGCUGGGUGCAGGCCCUGCCCUACGAAGGGCCACGCGGGGCCUCGAGCGCGGCCAUCAUGAAGUUGAAUGCGGCGAGCUUUGUUUCCGGGGAGAAAGCUGGUGAUACGAUUACGGGGACGAUGUGUGUAGUUUGCCUCGAAGAACUUUCGAGCGGUGGCCCCGAAUGUAAUAGGAGAAGGCUGACGGAGAUGCCCUGCCGGCACGUCUUCCACAACUCAUGCAUAGUCCGCUGGCUGGAGACCAACCGUGCCUGCCCUCUGUGCCGUCAAGAAUUGGACGAUUGA